Molecule: messenger RNA, 3070 nt
Organism: Mobula hypostoma (lesser devil ray)
Lineage: Eukaryota; Metazoa; Chordata; Chondrichthyes; Myliobatiformes; Myliobatidae
Product: F-box only protein 11
Exons: 23
Coding region: 427-3057 (876 amino acids)
Biological process (GO): regulation of apoptotic process; ubiquitin-dependent protein catabolic process
Molecular function (GO): protein binding; zinc ion binding
Source: RefSeq, a predicted model, not a curated record
AGCGAGAGACGGAGAUGGCAGCGGGCCGACGUGAGGGCGACUGUGUGGGGCGUGUGUGAAAUCUGUCGGCGGAAGGAGGCGAGGAAGGCCGCGGAGCUGGAGAAAUCGAGAGCAAGCGCGCGGACAAGGCGAGGCGGGGAAGGACAGGACGGGAACGGCGCCUGAGAUCAUCGCAGGCAGAAGGAGAGCGACUGCUGAGUGGAGAUUCUCCGCUGGCCUCCGGGCCUGAGUGGCGGCUCGGUAUUGGCGCAGUGAGGGAGGCAGAGGGAAGCGGCGCCGGCGGGCGCUUCAAACAAGUGAUCCAAUAGAUAUUACUCCACGGACUGGCACCGACAGAGGGAGGAGGCAGGGAGCUGUGAAAAAAUAACCGUAACCCCAGUAGCAACAACAGCAAAGGCCCAGGAUCCCCGAACUGCCUUCCUCAGGAUGAACUCGGUCCGGGCAGCCAGCAGGCGACCGAGGCGAAUAUCGAGGCCGCGCCCCGUGCAGGAGAGAAACAACGCAGCGGAUGAGGAUGUCCCUGCAGACAUGAUUGUGGAAGAAUCAGGACCUGGUCCACAAAACAGCCCAUACCAGCUACGGAGGAAGUCUCUAUUGUCUAAAAGACAAUAUCCUACAAAAAAUAAUAUGGAGGGUGCUUCCACAUCAACCUCAGACAAUUUUGGUCAUAGAGCAAAACGUGCAAGAGUCUCGGGAAAGUUGCAGGAUCUUCCAGCAUCGCCAGCAGAACAAUACCUUCAAGUAAAAUUACCAGAUGAAGUGGUAAUGAAGAUCUUCUCAUACCUUCUUGAACAGGACCUUUGUAGAGCAGCUUGUGUGUGUAAACGCUUUAGUGAACUAGCUAAUGAUCCAAUUUUGUGGAAACGGUUAUAUAUGGAGGUGUUUGAAUACAGCCGACCAAUGAUGCAUCCAGAGCCAGGCAAAUUUUAUCAAAUUAAUCCUGAAGAAUGUGAACAUCCAAAUCCAUGGAAAGAGAGCUUUCAGCAAUUGUACAAAGGUGCUCAUGUAAAGCCUGGAUUUGCAGAACACUUCUACAGUAGCCCUGCAAGAUAUAAAGGAAGAGAAAAUAUGUUGUAUUAUGAUACAAUUGAAGAUGCCUUGGGAGGUGUUCAGGAAGCACACUUUGACGGCCUUAUCUUUGUACACUCUGGUACAUACACUGAUGAAUGGAUCUAUAUCGAAUCCCCUAUAACUAUGAUUGGUGCAGCACCAGGCAAAGUUGCUGAUAAAGUCAUCAUUGAAAACACGAGGGAUUCUACCUUUGUAUUUAUGGAAGGUUCCGAGGAUGCUUAUGUUGGAUAUAUGACAAUUCGGUUUAAUCCUGAUGAUAAAUCAGCACAGCACCAUAAUGCACACCACUGUUUGGAGAUCACGGUGAAUUGUAGUCCAAUAAUAGAUCACUGCAUAAUUCGCAGUACUUGUACAGUUGGCUCUGCUGUGUGUGUCAGUGGCCAGGGAGCAUCUCCAACAAUCAAGCACUGCAAUAUUAGUGACUGUGAAAAUGUUGGGUUGUAUAUAACAGAUCAUGCACAGGGAAUUUAUGAGGACAAUGAAAUUUCAAACAAUGCUCUUGCUGGAAUCUGGGUAAAAAACCAUGGGAAUCCUAUCAUCAGGAGAAACCAAAUUCACCAUGGGCGUGAUGUUGGGGUCUUCACAUUUGAUCAUGGCAUGGGUUACUUUGAAAGCUGUAAUAUUCAUCGUAAUCGAAUAGCUGGUUUUGAGGUGAAAGCCUAUGCCAACCCCACAGUAGUUAAAUGUGAAAUUCAUCAUGGCCAAACGGGUGGAAUUUAUGUACAUGAGAAAGGUCGAGGCCAGUUCUUAGAAAACAAAAUCUAUGCAAACAAUUUUGCUGGUGUGUGGAUUACAUCAAACAGUGAUCCAACAAUUAGGGGAAAUGCUAUUUUUAAUGGAAAUCAGGGCGGGGUUUACAUCUUUGGAGAUGGUAGGGGCCUUAUAGAGGCAAAUGACAUUUAUGGAAAUGCAUUAGCCGGAAUUCAGAUUCGAACAAAUAGUUGUCCAAUUGUCCGUCAAAAUAAAAUUCAUGAUGGCCAGCAUGGAGGUAUUUAUGUGCACGAGAAAGGGCAAGGUGUAAUUGAAGAAAAUGAAGUGUACAGUAAUACCCUGGCAGGUGUGUGGGUAACAACAGGAAGUACACCGGUGCUACGGCGGAACAGAAUACAUAGUGGCAAACAGGUGGGUGUUUACUUCUAUGACAAUGGCCAUGGAGUGCUUGAAGAUAAUGAUAUCUACAACCAUAUGUACUCAGGGGUUCAGAUCAGAACUGGAAGCAACCCUAAGAUUCGGCGCAACAAAAUAUGGGGAGGACAGAAUGGCGGCAUUCUUGUGUAUAAUUCUGGUCUUGGGUUUAUAGAAGAUAAUGAAAUAUUUGACAAUGCAAUGGCCGGUGUUUGGAUUAAAACAGACAGUAAUCCCACACUCAGACGGAACAAAAUCCAUGAUGGCCGAGACGGGGGUAUCUGCAUAUUUAACGGAGGCAGGGGACUACUUGAAGAAAAUGAUAUUUUCAGAAAUGCUCAAGCUGGUGUUCUUAUUAGCACAAAUAGCCAUCCUGUGUUGCGAAAGAACAGGAUAUUCGAUGGAUUUGCAGCAGGUAUUGAAAUAACAAAUCAUGCUACGGCUACUUUAGAAAACAAUCAGAUUUUUAAUAACCGGUUUGGAGGGUUGUUUCUGGCAUCUGGUGUAAAUGUUUCAAUGAAAGACAACAAAAUUAUGAAUAAUCAAGAUGCCAUUGAGAAGGCUGUUAACAGAGGCCAAUGUUUGUAUAAGAUAUCCAGUUACACCAGCUACCCCAUGCACGAUUUUUACAGGUGUCACACCUGCAAUACAACGGACCGAAAUGCAAUCUGUGUAAACUGCAUUAAAAAGUGCCAUCAAGGACAUGAUGUGGAAUUUAUUAGACAUGAUAGAUUUUUCUGUGAUUGUGGUGCUGGAACGCUUUCAAAUCCUUGCACAUUAGCUGGAGAACCUACGCAUGAUACAGACACUUUGUAUGAUUCUGCCCCACCAAUAGAAUCCAAUACAUUGCAACACAAUUGAGUUUGUUUAUCCU